GGCGGCGGCGGCGGCGGCGGCGGCGGCCGCAGGGAGCUGGGAGGCGAGAAGCCGGGAGCGCGGGGCUCAGUCGGGGGGGCGGCGGCGGCGGCGGCCUCGGGGAUGGCGGCGGCUCCGCUGCUGCUGCUGCUGCUGCUCGUGCCCGUGCCGCUGCUGCCGCUGCUGGCCCAGGGGCCCGGGGGGGCGCUGGGAAACCGGCAUGCGGUAUACUGGAACAGCUCCAACCAGCACCUGCGGCGAGAGGGCUACACGGUGCAGGUGAACGUGAACGAUUAUCUGGAUAUUUACUGCCCCCACUACAACAGCUCGGGGGUGGGCCCCGGGGCGGGCCCGGGCCCCGGGGGCGGGGCGGAGCAGUACGUGCUGUACAUGGUGAGCCGCGCCGGCUACCGCACCUGCAACGCCAGCCAAGGCUUCAAGCGCUGGGAGUGCAACCGCCCGCACGCCCCGCACAGCCCCAUCAAGUUCUCGGAGAAGUUCCAGCGCUACAGCGCCUUCUCGCUGGGCUACGAGUUCCACGCCGGCCAGGAGUACUACUACAUCUCCACGCCCGCGCACGGCCCGCACUGGAAGUGCCUGAGGAUGAAGGUGUUCGUCUGCUGCGCCGCCACACCGCACUCCGGGCAGAAGCCGGCCCCCACCCUCCCCCCGUUCACCAUGGGCCCCCAUGUGAGGAUCAACGUGCUGGAAGACUUUGAGGGAGAGAGUCCGCAGGUGCCCAAGCUGGAGAAGAGCAUCAGCGGGACCAGCCCCAAGCGGGAGCACCUGCCCCUGGCGGUGGGCAUCGCCUUCUUCCUCAUGACGCUCUUGGCUUCCUAGCUCUGCCCCCUCCCUUGGCGGGGACACGCGGGGCUGGGGAAGGGCAGGGAGACUUUGGCCUCUCCCAGGGAAGCCUCGCUGUGGGGCCUCGACCCCUCCUCCGAUGGCUGGCAGUGCGGUCUGCGCCACACAUCUGGGCCCGCCCCUUUGCCCCCUCUCUCCCAACGUAGGGCCCUGUAGUGGACCAGACGCAGGGACAGCCACGGGUCCCGAGUGGCCUUGUGGCUCUGGUACCUUUCUCCGACCCCUGGUACCCUCCCCUGUUGUCACCACCAGAGAUAAAUUUGCCCCAGAGAGAGCAGACCCCAGCGUGGGAGGCACCCCCGUCAUUCUCUUCUAGGGGCGGAGCACAGGGAGGGGACUAGAUGGGCGAGGGGGUGGCCCACUGCCCCGCUCCCCUGUUUACAGCAAUAAGCACGUCCUCCUCCUCCCACUCCCGCGCCCAGGACUGUGGUUUGGAUUGAAUCCAAGUUUACAAGUAGACACCCCUGGGGGGGCGGGUGGUGGACAAGGGUGACACGGGGUGGGCACCGGGGUUCCAGCAGGCAUGUACAGACGCUAUAUCUCUAUAUAUAAUGUACAGACGGACAGACUCCCUCCCCCUCCUUAACUCCCUGAUCUUCCUGGACGUCUCCUUCCAGCUUCAGACCCCUUCCCCACCAGGCUAGGCCCCCACAGGGCGACCCCCUGGCCCCUCUUGUGUCUUCUGUGAAGACAAGACCUAUGCAACGCACAGACACUUUUGGAGACCGUGUGACAACAACGCCCCCUCCCGUCCAGCCCUGAGCCGGGACCCAAACCCCAUGACCUUGCCCUGCCCACCCUCUGUGGCCCUACCCAUCCUCCGGGCCUUUUUCAAGUGCUUUGGCUGUGACUUUCAUACUCUGCUCUUAGUCUAAAAAAAUAAACUGGAGAUAAAAAUAA
Molecule: messenger RNA, 1743 nt
Organism: Lutra lutra (Eurasian river otter)
Lineage: Eukaryota; Metazoa; Chordata; Mammalia; Carnivora; Mustelidae
Gene: EFNA3
Product: ephrin A3
Exons: 5
Coding region: 103-819 (238 amino acids)
Biological process (GO): ephrin receptor signaling pathway; axon guidance
Cellular component (GO): plasma membrane
Molecular function (GO): ephrin receptor binding
Source: RefSeq, a predicted model, not a curated record